Messenger RNA from Epithele typhae, 1338 nucleotides. RefSeq lists its product as uncharacterized. Bases 1 to 1338 code for a protein of 445 amino acids. The transcript has 3 exons. NCBI's taxonomy places the organism in Eukaryota, Fungi, Basidiomycota, Agaricomycetes, Polyporales, Epitheliaceae. The record is from RefSeq and is a predicted model, not a curated record.
AUGUCGACGUAUACGUACGCACCCCCCGCCACUCGCCACCGCUCGCGCAAGGGCAAAGAGGUCGACCGCCCGGAGGCGCAUUGGCCCUCGAACGCGACGAACAUGCGCCACACCGUCGACCUCCGCCGAGGGUGGGUACCAUCUCCAGAGCUGCACGCGCAGGUGCUGCCUAGGCCAUCGAGCCCUGCCGCAGCACCUAUUGUGGCGGAGGAGUCUCGCGCCACCAACACCAGGACGUUCCCGACGACUACGACCAUACCGGCACGGUCUGCAAGGAGUGCGCGUGCGUAUGACGGAGACUAUCCAGAGCAGGAAGAAAGGCACACGGGCCCCCACCACCCGCAAGCACAGAGACAUACGCUCGGCAAUGAUAUACCCCACACCCGGCGGAGCGCUUCGACAGCGGCAUCGACAACAUCGCGCACACAAACCGGGUCCAUCGAGCGCGAAAAGCAGGAGGAGCGGUCGAAGUCAUGGUUCAUCGCGCUCUUAACUCGCAGGAAACGCAAACGGACCAGCGCGACCAGUGGUGACACAGGCGGGCGCGACAGCGUCGCUGAAAGUUGGGGCAGCGCUGCACACCGCGACCGCGCGCACGAAGUCGAAGAGCCCGCGCCCGCGCCCGAGCCUCUCCCAGAGAUCACCCCCACACAGUGGCGCGCGUACGGUGUCUGGGCGCGCCCGCUGCUCGGCCCGCCGUGGAACAUGGUCGUCCACAACGCCACGCCCCCGCGCCACGCUCGCUCGCUCAGCCCGCCACAAGUGGACGCGAUGCUCGCCAGCCUGCGCGACGCGGACGGCUCCCCGCACCCCGAGCGCUGGGUCGCGCGCGUCGCGCACCCCGCCCUCCCGCCGCGCCCCGCGCUCUGGCCGACGCCCCGGCAGAGCUUCGACGCGGCCCCGGGCGCGCUCCAGCUCAACCCGUUCCUCCUGCACCCCCGCGCGGGCCCGCCCCCGCUCCACUUCGACCUCCGCGGCGCGCUCGACGGCGUCCUCUUCGGCGCGCCCCUCGCGAGCCCGUACGACGACCCGAGGGAGGAAGCGGAGGGCGAGCGGCCGCGCGCCGCGGACGCCUUCUGGUGCGACGGCCCGAACGGCGCGCAGCCCGCGACGUUCCCCGGCGUCCCCCGCCUGCGCAUCACCGCGCUCGCCGACGACCCCGCGCCCCCGCCUUUCCCUGGCCGGUCACGGUCCUCCCCGGGGACGCCCGCCUGCCCGUGCGCGUGCGCGACGUGCUCGAGGCCCUCCAGCAGAACUUCGCCCAGCGCCUGCACCCCGACGAGUGGGCGGAGAUGGGGCCCGCGCGCCGUGCGGCCGUCGGGAGGGCGUACUGGCUGA